AAUUGUGAAACCGACAGGCACCUCCCAUUCCCGCCCAGCUGCCGCGCUGCUCCUCCUAGUGCCCCGCUAGGAGACUAGGGACGCCGCUGAGCGGGAAGGAACUGGGCAGCGAUUGCUCCUCCUCAUCCUCCACUAGGAGACAAGGGACGCCGCUGAGCGGGAAGGAGCAGGGCAGUGAUUGCUUAGUUUAUCCUGGGAGGCGGGAGCGGGCGGUGGACUGAGUGGUGCGGGGGAGGGGAUCGCUGGGGCAUAUAGAUGCGUCAUCCGGACAAAUAGGGAGCUUGGGCGGCUGGGCGCGCAGUCCCCUCGGCCCCGCCUUCCGGCCCACCCGAGCGCGGGCAGGCUGGCUCUGUCAUCCCUUCCAGUCGCUUCGGUCACUGUCUAGAGCUUGCCAAUUGCCUUCCAAAGUGGAUGAGAGAUGAGUCAUUUCCAUCCAAUGAGAGAAAACAGCCUCCAGAGACUCUUCGCCCAUUGGCCAGCGAGAGUGUCAAUUCCCAGGCUAGCAAGGGCGCUCUUCCAGGCAGGAAAAGUUGGGCUGAGAGCGAUCCAGUAGUCUUUUCAGCACCUGCUGGAAACCGUGUGGACACGGGCACGUGCACUGUCUAGACAGACUCUCCGGAACUGUGAGUGGUUUUUCUGGUCCUGGGUAGAACCUGGAGUUCUUAGGGGGUGGCUGGCAAGGGCAAUAGGCAGACGGACCUCAGCCCAAAGUAAAGGAGGUUUUGGAUGGGGAGCUGGGCAGCCCUGCCUGUUGUGGUAAUUCCCUUCCCUCCCUUCAGCUUCAAAAGCCAAGAGUUUUACUCCUAAAAAGAUACAUGGGGAUCCUCUGGGUGUUCCUGAAGCUCAAGAGAGUCGUUUGACCCCGGUGGGUCCUUUCCCUGUCUUGUGCCCUUCGCACCCAUAGAACGAGACCAGGUUCAGUUAAGCAGAGCAGAAACUUUAUUCACUGAUCAAGGAAUUGAGAAGGGGAGCUCCUGCUCAAAGUGCCUUCUCCCCCGGGGUGUAGUGAGGGGGUGCUUUUUAAGGUCUUCUGGGGCAUGGAGGUGGAGACUGAGGGCAAGGAUUCCUGGCAAGAGAUGGGACUUUCCAGGAAGAGCUGAGUGUGGCAGUCUCGUGCUUUCUGUUCCCUCCCCACCCCUACCACGAGUACGUGUACCUAGCAAGGUGCAUUUCUUUCUGGGCAGAGAUUUCCUAUGGUAAUUAGCAAUGAUUCAGGUUACUGUAGCGCUGCUGAGCUCCUUUCCCAUCUUGUAGCCCCGUGGUUACUGACAUCCAGCCUUUAUUUCUGUAAGCAAGCACAGCUGCAAGCACAGGUUACCUUCCUAGGUUAUGAGGCUUUAGGAAAGCAUUGAGGUCAUGCUGUGGUGACAUAGGCAGUUGUUGAAACAACGUGGUGUGCAUUUAAGGCGGGGAUUGUGGGGUGAGGCAGGUAAAAACGCAGAUUCCAUAGCCACACCCCGACAUACUGAAUCAGGGUCUGUGAGGGUGGGAUCUGGAAUCCUUUUUAAAAAGCUCAGAGGAACCAAUUCACAGGAACAAUAAAAGUUUGAUCUGAGCCAAACUCCUUAAUCUAGAUAUGAGGAAGCGGGGAUUCCCUAAAAGGGAUACAGGGAGAGGGUUGCAGGAAAGUUACGCUAUAAUAGUUUUAGGGUGAUUCUUUCAUGGGAAAUAACCUGGGAAGUUUUCUCAGCUGAUGCUCUAAUCAGUACGCUGGUGAAUACUUUAGGUGAACCCUCUUCAUAUAUCCGGAGUUCUCUCUCUGUUCAGGUGUCCCUCCAGGUCUAUGGUCUGUGACCUCUUGUCACUUUGGUCUCUCAGCUUUAUCUCCUCAAAUCUGGAAUUCCAGCUAGCUUUGCCUUGAUGCCCUUCCUUGUGACAGUGGCCUGGAGACUCCCUCAAGGUAGUCUGCUAGAGUAGAUUAUAGGACACAUUUCAAUUGUUACUGUCCUUAACUGUAUGAUUUCCAGUUCCUUGUAAACCAUUGUUUCAUAUAUUUUGCUCUGUUUUGUUUUGUUUUCAGAAUAGGGAGAAAUUCAGUCCCUGUUACUCCAUUUUAGCCAGAAAUUCAAGGUAAUGACUUUUAAUGUUCCUGACUACUAGUUCUAUCAUCUCUCUCACUUCUGAAUCUGUCUCUAUUUGUGGAUGUUUCUAGUCAUUAGGGUCGUAUUUUUCCACUUUUUAAAUGCUUGCUGAUUUUUGACUAGAUAUCAAGCUUUGUUGAUUUCACAACUCUGGGUGCCAGAAAUUUUUACAUUCCUAUCAACCUUCUUGACGUUUGUUCUAGUAUAUUGCUAUUUUAUAUGGCAACCAUUUUAUACUUUUAAAGCUUGCUUUUAUUUGUUGGGUGGGACCAGGACUACGGCUAAUUUUGUCCCACUUUGGAAGCAAUACCUUUCUAAGUACUCUUGUAAGGUUUAUUGCCAAUGUAGAAUGAGGAAACUGAGGCAAGUAUGAGCAAAUGAGAAGCCAAUUUAUUCAGCUCCCAGGCGAGGUUCUGUGGUCCAGGAAAGGGCCAAAGAAGUUGCGCCCAGCUGUUUAGGUCAUUAGGUCAUGGGGUUUUAUGGGAAGGAAAGGCGAUUGAUCGGCUAUUGGGGAAACAAAGCAAAGGCAAUUUUAUUGGCUGUCAGGAAGCAGGAAGUGCCUGAAACUAGUUGCUAUUGGUAGGCGGGCAGGACUUUGGGUAAGUGGGUCUUGAUUGGCUGUUGGGGAAACAAAGUGAAGGCAAUCCUAUUGGCUAUUAAGAAGCAGGAAAUGCCUGGAGCUAGUGGUUAUGGGUAGGCGGGCGGGACCUUGGGCCUUGAUUGACUGUUGAGGAAACAAAGUGAAGGCAAUCUUAUUGGCUUGGGUGAUGACGCAGUUAUCAGAGGCGGAGAGAGAUGGAUGAGUCCAUUUAACCCUCUGUGAGGCAGCUGGCCUUACAACUCUGCCUGAUACUUCAUGAAUUAUGAAGUUAUCUAGUCAGAAUUUGGGAACUGAAACUUUUCCCAGUGCUGUAUGAGCCUCAGAAAUUGCUACAUCUGCUCCUUUUGGGUAGUUGUUUUCCUGCUCCUUUUCAACAGUUUCAUUACACUCAUGCAUUGGCCAAGCUGAAAUCUCAAGGGAUACCCACUACAGACUCUGAUACUCUGCUCCUGUGGCUCUCUUCUCCCUAGUUCUCUACCAUACAAGCUCCAGUCAUCUUGGCCUCCUAAAACUCCCAGCUUGUCUUUCUCAACUCAGGGAAACUGCUAGACUCUGCCUGUUUCCCCUCCCUGAGAUAUGCCUUGGAAACUCCACACAGUAAGCUAGAUAGCCACAGGGCUUACCUCAUAUGACUUCUUUCUCAGAUAUCAGAGACGAGGUCCCACACUGCCUGAUGACCAGGGUUUGAAAGUUGUUAUUUCAUAGAUCUUGUCUUUUUUGUUUUUUUAGACAUUUCAGGUGGCAGAAUAAAUUCAAUCCUUGGUUCUCCGUCUUGUCCACUAGUAGGAGUGGAGUUAGUUAUAUUCUCUUUGAACUCAUCAUGAAUUCCAUGAAGACUGAGGAGAAUGAGUCACUUAUUGCUACAGAAGGUGACCAGAGUACUAGACCUGAAGUUUCAAAGGAUACUGUGAUAAAGCGGACAUGUGCUGACACACCUGUUGAUCAUUGUCUAUCUGGCAUAAGAGAGCGUAGCAGCACCUUUAAGCUUAAAAGUGAAAUCAACACGGAUGAAACAGCCCUGGGAAUUCGGAAUCUAAAUUUGAACAAUAGAGAAUGUUGUUUCACCUUCACUUUGAAUGAAAACUCCGGAAAAUUAGACCACAGUGUGUUUACAGCCUAUGGUAAUCCCAGUGAGAGUAUCGACUCAGCUCUGAGUGCUAAUGAGCAUUUCAGUGAAAGGAUGAAGAAUCAUUGUAAUAAGAAUAUUAUUGUUUAUGAAGAAAAAACAAUAGUUGGAUAUAUAAAUUUAGGAAUGCCUCUCAAGUGCCUGCCUAUUGAUUCUCAUUUUAAAAUUACAAUUGGUAAAAAAAAUAGUAGUGAAGAAGAUGGACACAUAUUACGUCAAUAUGAAAAUCCAAACAUGGAAUGCAUUCUUUUUUAUGUUGUUGCUAUUGGAAGGACAAUAAAGAAGAUUGUUAAGAUCAAGACACUUCAUGAAAAAGGAAGUAAACUUUGUAUUUAUGCCUUGAAGGGUGAGACUAUUCAAGAAGCCUUAUGCAAGGAUGGCCGAUUUCGGUCUGACAUAGAUGAAUUUAAAUGGAAACUAAUGGAAGGUCAUAAGAAAAUCUAUGGAAAACAGUCCAUUGUUGAUGAAGUAUCUGGAAAAGUGUUAGAAAUGGACAUUUCAAAAAAAGAAACAUUACAAAAGAAAGGCAUCCAUAAAAAAAUUAAACAGAAUGAAAAUGCCACUGAUGAAAUUAAUCACCAGAGUCUGGUCCACAAACAAGAGAGAGAUGGAGAGACCGAAGAUGUAGAACACAGCAGAGAGAAAAUUCUCCAACCUCAGAAUCUAGGGCAUGAUAUUAAAUCUGGGUAGGCAGUGUGCUAUUAAUCUGGAUGUCCAAAAGGAGGCAACUAACCUCUUAAAGAAUUUGCAAAUGUUGAAUGAAACCAUAAUAUC
This is a messenger RNA of Sapajus apella (tufted capuchin), 4582 nucleotides long. It is a transcript of the gene FAM111B, whose product is annotated as family with sequence similarity 111 member B. The record is from RefSeq and is a predicted model, not a curated record. The coding region runs from base 3503 to 4498 and encodes 331 amino acids. The transcript is spliced from 3 exons. Lineage: Eukaryota; Metazoa; Chordata; Mammalia; Primates; Cebidae.